This is a messenger RNA of Trichomonas vaginalis G3, 2454 nucleotides long. RefSeq lists its product as uncharacterized. The coding region runs from base 1 to 2454 and encodes 817 amino acids. The transcript has a single exon. The record is from RefSeq and is a predicted model, not a curated record. Lineage: Eukaryota; Parabasalia; Trichomonadida; Trichomonadidae.
AUGGCUGAAGACAUCGAAGGCGCAGAGAAUGCUCAAGGUGCUAAUGGCCAAGAUGAAGUAGGAGAAGUUCAAGCAUCUCAUUGGUAUGAAAAAUACAAAAAUCUUCCUGUAAUUGAUUUUACAAGAUAUGAUGCUAACUCAUGGGUUAGACUUGAUGAAGCAAACAUUACUGAUUUGCCAUUACUCAACAAUCGUUCGAUCAAUGAUAUGGUAGAACCAUUCUGUAAAGAAUUUGAUCAAAUUCCACAAAGCGAAAUAUUCACAAAUGUUACUCCACUCGUCGCUGAUUUUGGUGCUUACCUUACACAAGCCAUGAUUCAAAAGCUAGCUUAUCCAGUUGUCUGUUAUUUUCCUCCAUGCAUUCCACGUUUACAUCCAUCAAUUCCAUCAUUAACAAUUCUUCUUGCAAGGAUCCUACAUACAACAUCUGAUCCAAAGAAAUUCAUUUAUUUCAUGACAAUAGCUUUAUUCCAAAAAGUUUGGACAACAAAAUCUUGUUUAAUCAAUAACUACUUGCUUUCCAUUUGCCGCUGUACUAUUGAAGAUAAAGGUAGCUAUUGGGCAUAUAUUGAUAGAGAUCGUCAUUUUUGCCUUUAUGAAACUACAAGUAAAGGAUGCCAUGAGGUGAAAUCCAUCAUGAUUCAAAAAGCAUACAGUAGUACCGAUAAAACUACUAUAAAUAUCUUAGAUCUCAACCAAAAAAACGUUUGUCAAUUUAAACCGAUUGAAAAGGAUCAAAUUCAGCUUUGGGACCUCAUUUACUCAAGACAGAAAGUUCCUUUCCCAUUCUAUCUUUUAAGCGGAGACGAAUUUUUCCCGGAAAUUUUAUAUCGCUCUUAUUACACCUACAUUACUGCCAAUGACUCAGUUUUUGUUCAGGCACUCUUAAAGUCUACAAUUUUGGAUCCAAAAGUCUGGGAAGGCGUAGUUAGAUGCCAUAUUCACGCAAACAAAAUGGUUUUCCUUGCAGAAAGCGUAUUUGCGUUUACAUUUAACGAUUCGUUUGAAUUAGCUAAUGAUUCCUUUGAACUUCCGACUCAUUUACUUUUAUUUGCUCGCGCACUUGGAAAAAUCUACUUCCAACAGUACUUUGAUGACUUCUUCAACAAGGUUAGCGCGAUUGUUGACUUCCACGAUGAUCUUGACCUUUCAGAUAUUACACUUGUUGAUGUCAAGCUUACAGAGAAGAUUUUGUUCAAUGUUAUGAAGUAUAUCAUGCAAGGCGCAGUAUACGUACCUAAGGAAUGGCGUAUUAUUUUAAGUACACUCAGAAUGUACUUAAAUACUCGUUACAACAGCCAAGCCCUUACAUUUCUUGGCCUUUCCGCAUUCUUCGGACGUGGUAUAAUUGUUCCUUUCUUCCAGGAAAACGUCAAAUUCACAAAAGCCGUUUCUGUCCAACAUCCAGGAAAUUUCCCUGUUUUCGGAUACCUCCUUUCAGUUCCAUUCUGCUUGAACAUAUACAGUGGAACUACAGACAGAUUCAAAGACUACAACAGACGUCUGGAAAACCACUUUUUCCCAAGAUGGUGGGCAUUUCUCAACAACCUUGCCGAUUUCGAAGAAGAUUUCACUUUCUCACCACCAGAUAACAAAUCCAUUUCAUACGCUCUUGAUAAAAUCAUCAGGCCAACGAUGAAUGAAACAUUUGCAGCCUUAGUCAAAGAUACAAUUGUUUCUUUGGUUGAUCCUAACAUUAGAGCUGCAUCAGUUCCAGGCUGGAACCUUGCCGUCAUUGUUUCGAGGUUCUUUGUUCAUUGUUACGAUCCAUGUGAAAAAGUAACGAAGAAAAAGAAAGCUGUAGUCAAGACCAAGCCUGUAAAACUUCCUGCUCUGCCCAUGUUCAAAGGCGGAUCCGGUGGAGGCGGAAUGCGUGGAAUGCCAAUUGCCCCUCACGUCAAUUUCAACGAAGGAAAUUCAUUUGAAGGCACAGGCGACUUCAACAUGAAUUCUUUCUUCAUUCCUCGCUCGAUUCCGACACCGAAUAUGACGAUGAGUUUGCCAGACUUGCCUCCUGCGGCCAAAUUCAAUCCUAUUAUAUACAAGGAUGACGACCUUCCUCCUACGACCGGUUCUGACGAAGAUAAUUUGACAAUUACUCCGAAGGAGCUCCAAAACAAGAUGAAAAAGAAGGAAAAGAAAGGUCUGGAUGCCAAAAACAUUGUUAACAACAUGGAUAUGAGAAGUGCUGGUUUCCAACAACCUGUUCAGCCUCCACCAUCUCCAAAGAAGAAUUCCAACCAUUUGCCACCACCUCCGAAGAAGGCACUGGCUGAUAAUGACGAUGAUGAUACUGAUGAUGACAUGAAACUGUUUUUGAAAACAAUUGGAUCUGAUGACGAAGGAACAAACACCCGCACACAGAAGAAACAUGGAAAGAUGGUACCUGUUGAUCCGUCUAAGGUCAAGCAAGGUGAAAAUCAACCGAAACUUUAUAAGAAAGUGAAGAAAUGA